AAUUCUUCCGAGACUUCAAGUCCUUCACUACCUACACAAGACACGCCACAAGCGGAGGCGGACCACGAUGAGCGCAGCAUGGCAGGAGAGUCGGCGGAUGCAGACCUUGACGAGCGCGGGAUGUCGGAAGAGCCGCGGUUAAUUGACUCGAGGGAAAAUUUUAUGAGGAGCUUCACCAGACAUCAAUAUGACAUACCUGAUCAUGUAAGCAGAAAUCCACUCGGUCUACUUACCGAAUACAGGGAGUUCUUUAUACGGGAAAUUAGAUCAUAUUUCACGUCACACGGCUCGCCAUUCCCCCCCACCCUGAAAAUAUUUUCACACAUUUCUCUGUUACUAGUGAAAUUCUCUACCUUAGGCGAGGAUGAACAUCGAGUCAUUCAUAUUGCUUUUAGAGCACGACUGAUCACCUAUCAAGAUGUGCCUGACCUUGUUGAUUUAUGGAUCCAUCAGCUGAACAGUCGGCUGGAAAGCCUUACCAGCGAGACUGAAGGAUCUGGUUUUAUCAUUUCAAGAGUUCAGAAUUUUUUCAUCAACUAUUGCUUGCACGUCGCAUGUAGUGGCAUAGGAGAUUAUGUUGCUUAUCCUAGAGGCGUGCGAGGAGGGAAUGAAAUUUUCAAUCCUGAUGGCCGACAUUCAUCCUGUGUUAUUCAGUGUUUGGCGGCUUUCAGACUUCAUGCUCGAGGUGUACCUUGGAAAAGAAUUCCAAAAAUAUUACGGAGACGGCAUGGCGGAGAGAAAUACGUCACGCGCGGAAAAGUAGGCAGUCCAGUGACUUGGGAGAACUUGAGUCAGUUAGAAAGGUUAAAUUGUCUGUCUCUGGACGUUUAUACACUGACAAAAAGCGGUGAGAUAUACUAUUUAACAUUAUCAAGAAAAGGCUCGCGGAAGUAUAAAACUGUAGUCUCACUCCUUUUACUAGGUGGAAAACAUAUGACGCUCAUUAAAGACGUGGAGAAGCUGCACCGGAAAUUGACGAGAAGCAGCCCCACCCCAAAGGGUCAUCAGUUUUGCAAAUCGGACGUCGAAGCCUCAUCUCCAAGAAUGGAGCAAGCUAACAAACGUUUCAUCUUGAGAACUGCGGGUGAGUACGCCAUUACCUUGCACGGCAUCUGA
Scylla paramamosain (green mud crab) is the source of this 1116-nucleotide messenger RNA. RefSeq lists its product as uncharacterized. The record is from RefSeq and is a predicted model, not a curated record. The transcript is spliced from 3 exons. Bases 79 to 1116 code for a protein of 345 amino acids. NCBI's taxonomy places the organism in Eukaryota, Metazoa, Arthropoda, Malacostraca, Decapoda, Portunidae.